GGUAUCAGAAUUGAAAUAUCACAAUCGGAUCAUUGAUCAUUAACACGGGUUUUAACAGAAACCUGGUCGACAAAGAGAUUAACAUUUUCGCCGAAUUGUUUAAAACUCGACAGAAGAAACUGUUGGCUCCUUCAAAAUGCCUCCAACAGAGACACUUGACAUUGUAACGCAUCAAGCAAGCAUCUGGGCAGUAACAACUUCUAUUGCUGUCGUUGAUGCGGUUGUCUCGGCACCUGUCGCUCUUCCAUCAUCUACCGAAUACUGUAGUACCACUCAUCACAAAGACUUUACCCCCUAUUAUCGUUUCUUCGGGCUCAUGAUAUGCUUUUCUGUUUUUAUUUACUUGGAAAAGCUAAGUACGUUCGAUCAUUUUGGAAUCACGUUGCAAGAUUUCAAGGAUACGAUCGCUUGUUUGAAGUAUGGCCUACAAGAGGAGUGUGAAGAAAUCAUAUAUUCGCGAGCCGGCGCUUUAGGAAAUUGGACAGAAUAUCCACCCUACAAGGUGUACCAUUCCAAGAAGAAGAAGAAGAAGAAGGAGAAGAAUAAGAAGAGAUCAUUACUUUCCGUAUUUCGGGGAGCUUCAAGUGCAAUCGAACGGGACAAUGAUGUUAAAGAUGACGUACGAGGCGUGAGUGAAUUUAGCAAGAGUACAAAGGUAGAUGACGAUGGAAAUAUCCCUCAGGAUACCAUAGAUGACCUGUUUUUGAACGUGCAUCCUAUGCGGAAAGGGUGAAUGGUAGACGGCAUUCAAGAUUGCAUACCAAUUUCACAUUCGAACUGUUAGCAUUCAGCGGCGGAUUAUAUCAGCAUGGACUUGAUUUUCUUGGUAGCCUGGACUUCGAACCGGACACGCGAUGAUGCGGGAGAGUUAAUCAAAAACAUUACUUCUAAAGGCGUUGUUGAAUAAGAGCUUUUGUUAUCAAAGUCUUUGUGUUUCACAACAAACCCGGCCCUAUUUUUCGAACGAAUACUGGAAAUUCUAAGCAGAUUCCAUGUCAAAUGGACCAAUUAAUCUGAAUAGCUUUAGUCGGCCAUAGUGGCCCUCUUUCGGAGACAGCUCAGAUCAUCCAGAACCUGUGAGUUCAAUAGGAGAUUGCUCGCCAACAGAUAAAGACGAGAUACGACA
Molecule: messenger RNA, 1126 nt
Organism: Botrytis cinerea B05.10
Lineage: Eukaryota; Fungi; Ascomycota; Leotiomycetes; Helotiales; Sclerotiniaceae
Exons: 2
Coding region: 137-733 (198 amino acids)
Source: RefSeq, a predicted model, not a curated record